Messenger RNA from Etheostoma cragini (Arkansas darter), 2068 nucleotides. RefSeq names its product Indian hedgehog signaling molecule a (gene ihha). NCBI's taxonomy places the organism in Eukaryota, Metazoa, Chordata, Actinopteri, Perciformes, Percidae. The transcript is spliced from 4 exons. Bases 722 to 2062 code for a protein of 446 amino acids. Gene Ontology annotation, biological process: intein-mediated protein splicing; cell-cell signaling; regulation of gene expression. Gene Ontology annotation, molecular function: calcium ion binding; patched binding. The record is from RefSeq and is a predicted model, not a curated record.
UGUUUGCUGCUUGCCUGCCUGCAAGCAGAGUCUGGACAGGACUCUCCAGUGCGCCCAUUGCCCAGGAGGGGCGGGGUGGGUGGCAGAGUAUGGACAGAAGCGGAGAGGGAGAGAGGAGAGAGGAGGGCAGGACUGGCAGGGUGCGGUCUGAAGUGGCAACAGAUCGCUUUGGAUCAGUCAAAUCCUUUCAAUUCAACUGGAAAGCUGCAGCUUGUUGCACGCCGGCCGCAGAUGGAGAGGAGACGCUUUCAAUCCAGAGAAAGGACCAAACAAACGGCGGGCAAAAGUGGCUGUUGUUGUGACAGUUUCCCAGAGCAAAAGAAAGAGAGGGAGAGAAACCACAACACUGCAACUUGAGUAUCAGUCACUGCUCUCUCUCUCUCUCUCUCUCUCUCUCUCUCUCUCUCUCUGUUACUCUCUCACCCACCAUAUCGACUUUGAACCUGUUUGUUUAAAUACACGGACUUUACAGCCUGCACACUUACUGUUGAUUCUGCAAGGCGGAGGGAGCGAAGUUUCUCAAUUUGGGUCAACUUUUUGGAGUUGUUACAAACUGUUUGGGGUCCUCAUGGUGCCUGGAGCUGCCGGGGUGAGCUUCUUUUAUCCGAGUUUUUCGGACGUGAUGUUGCGACAGUCACAAACGAUGGAGUCAGGACCUGAGCCGGGGAGGUACUGAAGACAUCUCUCUCCCCCGGGAGAGUCCUCCCUCCCCCCCGGGGCGAUGCGGAUCUCCUUCCUCCUUCUCACCGCCUCUCUGUGUGCCUUGGUCCUCCUCCUCGCACCUGCCUCGGAGGGCUGCGGGCCGGGGAGGGGGCACGGCAAGAGGCGGCCUCCGAAGAAGCUCAUCCCGCUUGCUUACAAGCAAUUCAGCCCCAACGUGGCCGAGAAGACAUUGGGAGCCAGCGGUAGACCCGAGGGCAAAAUAACGCGCAACUCCGAGCGCUUUAAAGAACUGACGCCGAAUUACAACACAGAUAUUAUUUUCAAAGAUGAGGAGGACACCGGCGCCGACAGGCUCAUGACCCAGCGUUGUAAAGACAAGUUAAACUCUCUGGCCAUCUCUGUAAUGAACAUGUGGCCAGGUGUUAAGCUGAGAGUGACCGAGGGCUGGGAUGAGGAUGGUCAUCAUUCAGAGGACUCGCUGCACUAUGAGGGACGUGCUGUUGACAUCACCACCUCAGACAGGGACAGAAAUAAGUAUGCCAUGUUGGCCCGGCUGGCUGUAGAAGCUGGAUUUGACUGGGUCUACUAUGAGUCCAAAGCCCACAUUCACUGUAGCGUCAAGUCAGAACAUUCUGUGGCAGCCAAAACCGGUGGCUGUUUCCCUGGUAAUGCUGAGGUUAUCCUUGAGAGCGGGGUUACUAAACAGAUGCGAGAGCUUCAACCUGGCGAGCAAGUCUUGGCCUCUUCAACAACCGAUGGUCACGGACCCCUUCUCUACAGCCCGGUCUUAUCCUUUCUGGACCACCAGCCCAACAUCACAAAGAUCUUCUACAUCAUUGGCACCAACACAGGACUUAAUAUUACUCUCACAGCUGCUCACUUGAUCUUUGUCACAGUCUGCACUGGUGGGCUGAGUAAAUCAAAGUGGGAGGACACAGCCGAAGAGCAACUUUUGGGUUCCAUACGGGAAGGCAGGCCUAGCUGGGAAGCAGGUCUGAGGACAGUUUUUGCCAGUGAGGUCCGGCCAGGACAUUGCCUACUUACGUCACAAGGGAAUACAGGGUUACCGGCAACACUUUCAGUUGUGACCUUUGUAGAAGAACAGAGGAGCACCGGGCUGUAUGCCCCACUAACGCAGCAUGGCUCCAUAGUGGUAAACGGUGUGCUGGCAUCCUGCUAUGCUGCUGUGGACAAUCACCAUUUGGCCCACUGGGUCAUGGCCCCACUGAGGUUCUUCUACAGCCUGAUGGGACCCUUAGAGCUGCAGACCGACGGCCUGCACUGGUACCCUUGGCUUCUACAGAGGCUGGGGCAAAUGCUGUUGGAUGCUGGACAUUUCCACCCCUGGGGGAUCGAGCAAGGACACAGGCAGGAGCCAGAGAGCCUUGUUUCACACUGAUGACUA